UAGCAUGUUUGUUUGAACCGUCAGAUACACGUUCACACACUGUAAAUAAUACUCACGCUGAUUCCAAAUGAAAACGGCCUCGGCUCUACCAAUAUUACCGGAUUUUUUUCUUGCUUCCCUCAAAGUCUCGCCGAUAUUUUUUCCAGCGGUUUUAAAGUGCACGGAGGAGGCGGCUGUCCCUCCAUUAACCGGUAGUAAUGCGGAGUGUAGCCAGCGCUGGCUUCAGCUAAACCCACCCGACAAUGUCACAUAAACACCAUCAUCACUAGCAGCGCCACGAGAGCUUCUCUGGAAUAAUCUUUUUCCAAAUGCCAUCGAAGACAGACGGGUGAAUACCGGGAUAUUUAAACGUCAGCUCUUUUUGUCCAAUCAGUCCAUCCAUCCCAUUGAAAAGGUCAUGAAAGCUCCCUCUUCCUAGUCCCACUGACCUUUGACGUGUGUUCCUGCCAUCUUCAACCCUCUCAUGCUAUGCAGCCAUGAGCUCUGCGCUAUGGAGCCAGGAAAAGCCAGCAGGCAGUUUCCGGGACGACUGGCGCUUCUACAUUGUGGUGAAGGAGUGCACUGUGGAAAAACCGGGCCAGAAGACUCUGCGCAUCCCACGCGGCAGCCUCGGCCAGGCCUGCCAGGAACGCAACAGCCUGGGUCGCACAAUCCCACCCAGCAAGGGUAAGCGCAGCCUGCGCAUCCUGGACCAGACCAAUGUGGUGGUGAGCGUGGAUGAACGGGAUGUUAUGGAGCUUGAGGAGAAGCUGGCGGAGCUGCUGUUCCCAAUCACCAACUGCGAAGAGCGUUACAGCCUGCUGUGCAACAGAGCGCGUCUGGACAGGGCCCGUGACAUCAACUGUGGAUCAAAAGUUCGAGUGCAGCUGAGGUCUGGCGACGAGCCCCUUCCAGGUGUGGUCCGCUUUAAAGGAGCAUUGCUGCCCGACCGAGCACUGAGCGGUAUCUGGUUUGGUGUUGAAUUGCUGGAGGAGGGCCGGGGUCAAGGUUUCACCGAGGGCUCUUAUCAGGGUCAGCAGCUGUUUCGCUGUGAAGAAGAAUGCGGUGUCUUUGUUGCACUAGAUAAACUUGAGCUCUGGGAAGACGAGGUGGAACGUGUGACGCUAGAGGAUAAUGACCCGGAAGUGGAAGGCGAAGGACCGCCACUGGAGAUCAACUCUCGAGUGCUGGUGCAGACACGGGACGGCCCAGAACGGGGCACUGUUAUUUUCUGUGACUUACUGCCUGGCAAUGAGAGUCUUGGAUACUACGUUGGUGUUGAUAUGGACAAUCCCAUUGGAGACUGGGAUGGGAUCAUCGACGGCAAACAGCUGUGCAAUUUUGCUAGUCUUGAACACACCCGUCUCGUCCCCAUCUGUGAUGUGAUGCCAGAAUACUCAAUGCAGGAUCAGAGGCUGCCCAAAGUCUUUGCCUGCAGGGCUGGCAGUGACAAACCUGGCAGCCAGAGCAAACCAAAGAGCAAAGGGUUAGGCCUGCAGCCUGGCAGCAGGAGCAAGUCUGAGUUUUAUUAUACGCUAAAUGGCAGCUCGGUUGAUCACCCUGCUCAGUCCAAAGCCAAAAGCACAUGGUACAUAGAUGAAGUUGGCGAGGACCCGGCCAAAUCCCUGACGGACACGCCCCCAGACUUCAACCCAAGCUCGUCCCCUUCUCGAGCUCCGCCCACAACCUCAUCGUUGUCCAAUGAUAACAAGUUCCACUCCCUGCCCUUUAGCUUGAGCCACAAAGUUGGCUCCAGUGGGAGCAUGAGCCAUGGCCCUCUCUCCCUGUCCGCGGGCUCAGUGAUGGGGGAGCAGCAAGAGGUCCUGCCACCUGCUACCACUCCUGUCCAGAGGCCUCCCUCACCUCCACAAGGCCAGCCAGGGUUAGAGGUCGGGUCAUUGGUGGAGGUCAAAGAGAACCCACCACUUUGCGGGGUCAUCCGCUGGGUUGGUCUACCUCCAGGACUACAAGAGCCACUCGCUGGGCUGGAGCUGGAGGAGGAGUGUGUGGGCUGCACUGAUGGAACGUUUAAAGGGAUUCGUUAUUUUACGUGUCCACCAAAGAAAGCUCUGUUUGUCAAACUGAAGUGCUGCAGGCCUGACUCACGAUUCCCAUCCUUACAUCAUUCACCCAACCCCAUAGAACGAUGCAACUCCAUAGCUUUUGGGGGUUACCUAAGUGAAGUAGUUAAUGAGAACACUCCUCCUCGGACAGAAAAUGACUGUUUAGAGGUGAUGGUGGGGAAAAAGAAAGGAAUACAAGGACAUUACAACUCCUGCUAUUUGGACUCUACUCUGUUCUGUCUUUUCUCCUUUAGUUCUGUGUUGGAUACGGUGCUCCUGAGGCCAAGAUCUAAAACUGAUGUAGAAUAUUACAAAGAGACACAAGACUUACUGCGCACAGAAAUAGUCAACCCACUACGAAUACAUGGCUACGUGUGCGCCACUAAAAUCAUGAAACUUAGGAGGAUAUUGGAGAAAGUGGAGGCAGCGUCAGGAUUCACUUCAGAAGAGAAAGAUCCUGAGGAGUUCCUCAACAUCCUUUUUCAUCACAUCCUGAGAGUCGAUCCUCUUCUCAAACUUCGGUCUGCAGGACAGAAGGUUCAGGACUGUUACUUCUAUCAAAUCUUUAUGGAUAAGAAAGAUAAAGUGUUGGUGCCAACCAGCCAGCAACUUCUGGAGUGGUCCUUCAUCAACAGUGAUCUCAAAUUUGCAGAGGCCCCUUCUUGCCUUAUAAUUCAGAUGCCUCGUUUUGGGAAGGACUUUAAGAUGUUUAAUAAGAUCUUCCCUUCUCUGGAGCUUGACAUCACAGAUCUAUUAGAUGACACUCCUAGAGAAUGUCGAAUUUGCGGUGGCUUGGCUCUUUAUGAGUGCAGAGAGUGCUAUGAAGAUUGUGACAUCACACCAGGAAAGAUCAAGCAGUUCUGCGAAAAGUGCAAUACACAGGUACAUCUGCACCCACGGCGUAAGUCUCAUCGGUAUGUUAAGCUAUCUAUACCUAAAGAGCUGCAGGAGUCUGUUUGGAGACAGGGAUCUUACCCUCACCAGCAGAUGGAGCUGUUUGCCGUGCUCUGCAUUGAGACGAGCCACUAUGUCGCCUUUGUCAAAUACGGAUCUGCAGACUCGGCCUGGCUAUUCUUCGAUAGUAUGGCUGACCGUGACGGCGGUCAGAACGGGUUUAACAUCCCACAGGUGUCCCCAUGCCCUGAAGUAGGAGCCUACCUGAAGAUGACCCCAGAGGAACUCCACGCACUGGACCCCAAGAACAUCCAGGGCUAUGCACGCAGACUUCUCUGUGACGCCUAUAUGUGCAUGUACCAGAGUCCCACCAUGAGCCUCUAUAAAUAGAGAGGGAGAAAUAAAGAAGGAUGCAAAGGUAGGAAAGGGAAUGGCCAAGAAGGAGAGAGAUGAGGGAACGAGGGAACAGAGGAAAGGGGCUGUGGUGAAGAGAAAACGAGGAGGAAAAAAUGUGCCCAGGAAGAUGCACUCCCACAUCCGGUUGCCUCAUCCUCUGAUCUGCAUCUCUCUGUACAUACUGCAGGGUAAAUACAGUCAUGAGAGCGAAGGCAAGAUCAAGAGAACGAACGAAAAAGCCUAUUUGCACUGUGUGAGAGCAUAUGUGUUUGUGUGUGUAUGUUGAAGUGUCGUUGUUGUUUUCUCUGAUUUGUGCCGUCUUUGGCUCAGCUCAAACUCUUGAGUGUUCGGAGCGGUGUUUUGCACGGAGAGAAUUCGCAAUCUUUCCAGCCCUCAGGUGUUUCGCAGAUGCUCACUCACCUGAUGGCUUCACAUUUGCCACCGACCCCUCCAAACAACAACACAUUCUACCCCUGUAAAUGAAGCCUUGGAUGAAUGACCAAAACAGGAUGUUUCCCCUCUGUCUGAAUUCUUCCAUUCGUCAUCAACCCAUCUUAAUGCACUGCAGCGUCCAGCAUUAAUUAUAGUUCAGACGCACUGUGUGUAGUCCCUGUUUUUGCCUUUAUAUUUUGCUGUGAAGUCUUUGUCAGGUGUGUUCACAUACAGCAGAGCCCUUGACUGCCAUGCACUGGUCCCAGAUCAAGACAGAAGAAUGAGAUGAUUAAGCACACUUUUUUUUUUUUUUUUUUUUGACAUGAAGAAUAAUAUAAUUGAGCUUUUUCUUGUUAAAAGAGUAAUUAUUUCAUUUUAUUAUGAUUUGGUUUUUAUAAAUGUGGAAAUGAUAUUAUUUUAAAUAUUGCAAAAAAAAAAAUAAAAUAAUAAUAAUACUAGCAGCUUCCCAGGCCAUGCUCUCAAAAUUGUAAAUUAGUGGUAAAUUACUUCUUACAGAUACGAGUCAAUUUUUGCAAGUAUUAUGAUGAUAUGAAAUUCCAGAAGUUACUGUUUUGCAGUCAAGGACAUGUUCCUGUAAUAAAAAACUGAUUCCUGUUUGUAUAUGACAUGCUCUGGUUUGAGUGUUCACGGUGGAGGCUGAAAAUGGGCAGAAGCUGUUUCAUGCUAAACUGCAGUGCUGUUGGCUAAUUUGAGGUAACACUUUUCGAGAUACUGGAUUGAUGUACUGUGCACAUUUUUACUGUGGGUUAUCGGAUUGUUUACAUGGCCUGGUUUAAACUGAAGGGUUAUGGAAAGACACAUGCAUUGGGGUUGUUUUUUAAUCUCUGCUGAUGUAACCGUACACUAUGGGAGAGAUUCUCCGUGAGCGGCUGUAAUGGGAGAAAGGAUGACGACUAGUGUACUUGUGUAAAAUGAAGCCAGGUGGACUUUAUCAUCUCUGUGCUGUUCUCUUAAAUGUUAACUAAAUUAAAACUCCAUUUUGAAAACA
Molecule: messenger RNA, 4773 nt
Organism: Onychostoma macrolepis
Lineage: Eukaryota; Metazoa; Chordata; Actinopteri; Cypriniformes; Cyprinidae
Gene: cyld
Product: cylindromatosis (turban tumor syndrome), a
Exons: 17
Coding region: 477-3326 (949 amino acids)
Biological process (GO): necroptotic process; regulation of intrinsic apoptotic signaling pathway; regulation of mitotic cell cycle
Cellular component (GO): cytosol
Molecular function (GO): K63-linked deubiquitinase activity; cysteine-type deubiquitinase activity
Source: RefSeq, a predicted model, not a curated record